Syngnathoides biaculeatus (alligator pipefish) is the source of this 5289-nucleotide messenger RNA. Its product is annotated as carbohydrate sulfotransferase 8-like. Gene Ontology annotation, biological process: carbohydrate biosynthetic process; proteoglycan biosynthetic process. The record is from RefSeq and is a predicted model, not a curated record. Gene Ontology annotation, molecular function: sulfotransferase activity. NCBI's taxonomy places the organism in Eukaryota, Metazoa, Chordata, Actinopteri, Syngnathiformes, Syngnathidae. The coding region runs from base 225 to 1517 and encodes 430 amino acids. Gene Ontology annotation, cellular component: membrane. The transcript is spliced from 6 exons.
AAACCGGCAGAAAGUUUAUGCCAGUCUGCAGACAUGAUGGCAUAAAUGAAACUUGGGUCCGCUUCAUAAAGAAGGAGAAAAUAACAUCUGGGUGACAGCAGCAAUGCUCCUGCCGCUAGAAUCAGCGUCAACUUUAAUGCUCAAUCUCAGUGAGGUUGGAUGGAGAGCGUUUGUGAACAGCAGUCUUCAGCUCUGCCCACCGAUUCUCGAUUGGAUUCAGAAUCAUGCCGUGGAUGAAGUGGAGGAUGACCCUGGACUCCCUGUGUGGACGGACAAGGAGGCUGAACUGCUUCUUCUGGAUCAUCCUGUUGUUUGCUGCCGGAAGUCUGUUUCUCUUCAUCCAAAAGUUAGACCAGUCAGAAAUGGUGCCCCGACAAGGAACUGAUAUGAAGCUCAGUGAGACUGUGCAGCAGGCCACGGAGGACAAAGAGCACAGAAAGUCAAAAGGUUAUCAGGAGCACCAGGUGGCUGACGUCAUCGUCCCGAGUCCAAUCUCCCCCAUGCAGUUCCCGAAGUUCUGGAAGAGCCAACAGCUGGUCUCAGGUGGAUCCCAGGAACAAGACUUGGGCUCCCAGCGCGUCUCCAAGAGGCACCGCAAGCUCCUGAAAACAAGUCCUCCCAACCAGCACACCAACGACUCUUCCUUUUCUCCGUUGUCAGGAUUGUUUCCGCUCCAUCGCUGGAGGAAGUUCUCCAGCAUCAUGGAGCAACGUCGGCAGCUCACCAAGAACAUGUGCGCCAAGUAUAAGAGCAACAUCUCCAAGACCAUCACGUGGCACCACAUGAACAGCUUUUACGUCGAGGACAAGCACAAGCUCCUCUACUGCGAGGUGCCCAAGGCAGGGUGCUCCAACUGGAAGCGGACCCUGAUGGUGCUGGCAGGCAAAGCGUGGGACCCGCGGAACAUCAGCCACGACACCGUCCACUACCACAACCACCUGAAGACCCUGAACAGCUUCGACCAGCACGGCAUCAUGCAGCGGCUGAGCAGCUACACCAAAGUCAUGUUCGUGCGAGAGCCUCUGGAGAGGGCUGUGUCGGCAUACAGGGACAAGUUUGAGAACCCCAACAAGUAUUACCACAAUUUAUUUGGAAAGCCCAUCAUCUCCAAGUACAGGCCCAACGCAUCCAGGUCGGCCUUGGAGUCGGGCAACGGCGUCACCUUCCAGGAGUUUGUCCAUUACCUGCUUGACGUGCACCGGCCCGUGGGGAUGGACAUUCACUGGGAGGCGGCCAACCAGCUGUGCAACCCGUGCCACAUAGACUACGACUUCAUCGGCAAGUUCGAGAACAUGGCGGAGGAGUCCAACCUCCUGCUGCGCUUGGUCAGGGCGCCACGCAACCUCACGCUGCCCAACUUCAAGGACCGCAAUUCGGCUGACAAGAAGACGACGUUGCAGAUCACGCAGAAGUACUUUGCGCAGCUGAGUACUUUGGAGAGGCAGCGGAUGUACGACUUCUACUACAUGGACUAUCUCAUGUUUAACUACUCCAAACCUUUCCAAGAUCUAUACUGACGGACCCCGUCGACAUUCGCCGCCGCCACUUCUGCAGCUACUCUACGUUUAAGUCAUCUAGUUAACGGAUUUUUGUUUUUUUGGUUGUUUUGAAACUCUUUUGGAAGACAUUACAAGAUGCAAAUAUGUGCAUAAUGCUGCAUUUGGUUUGUGGCUACCACUUGACAAUAAGCAUGCCCUUGUAAAGGGUUUAUGAAUGAUUUCAUUAGAUUGCUUAUGAGCACGUUUGUUCAGGCUUUCUAAAGCCAAAGUUGCUAUCAAUCAUCAUAAGUGUGGGAGUUGGACCAGAAUAUAAUUAUAUUUAAAUUUUGUUUUAUAAAUGAGCAAUUUUACAAUUAGAUGUGUUGCAAAAAAAAAAAAAAGCUACAACAGUUAUGGGCAGCUAUUCAAAAGCUGUUUUCUUUUUGAUGUCGAGUUUAUUUGUAUAGCACUUCAUCUUAAAAUAGUCUCAGAGGACUUCACAGGCCCAUGGUUGAUAAAAUCUCACCCGGCCCCCGACCCAAAAAAUGUCAAAUCCAUCACCAAUCUAGAGCUGACAUCAGAGAGGAAAAACGUUUUGCAAAAGCCGUCCACUGCGGUCGCUAAUGCCCAACUUUGACGUGGAGACUCAUGCAUAUAGAAAAAAACAGUUUUGGAAUCGAGACACGCUGCAGUAACUGACAUCAAGACUCACACGUAUUUAAGAAAACAAGAUUGGAAUAGCUGCCCAGUGUGCCCCCGUGCAACUUUGACAUCGGUACGAGUCAUGCUCCAUCGUAAGCAGAUUAUAACUGGAUCUUAUGAACAUACAAAUGAAACUAAAACCAUUCAUAUGCCUUUUAAACGGGUAACACCUCAUUGUAAAAUGGUGCCUGUUUGUGUGAGGUUAACAGUACUAUUGACUUUCUAAAAAUGCAAUAUAUAAUUAUUAAUAUCAUUAUCGACGAGCACACCCCGAGGUACUUUUGGAAUUAUAGAUGUUUGUGCUUCAUUUUGGGGAAAACACAAUAAAAACUGGUUUUGUAGUAUUCAGCAAGUCGAAUACAAAAUAACAACAAAUGCCUUUCCACCAGUUGCGUUUGCUACUUGACUUAAAGCAGCUCCGCCGUCUGUAUACCUCUAUGUAUCAGUGCAUAGUAAUACACAUAUUUGAUGUACAUGGUUUUGCUAAACAUAAACCCAAACAAAAUGGACUACAUUGGAAUCCCAUUGGCCCCUCUCUCAAAUAUGUACAGUGCUGCCCACUCUGGAGCCGUGUGCACUUAUGGUAGCAUUUUUGUACUUUUGUGGUAUUUUAGGUUUGUGCUUUGAAAUCCUACUUGUCACUUGGAGGUAUUUACUUGGGCAUCCAGGUAUUUACAGGGUACAACGUGUUGCUGCCUGUUUGUGGUACAGACUUUCCAAAGUGUUUUGAUAGCAGUAAUGCAAGCAACUUUGUAUUUACUCAAAUUAAACAGAUUUGGUCCUUUGACAAUCGAAAUAUGUAUAAAGAGCAAAGAAACGAGAAUUUAGUAGAAUUUUGUGCCAAAGUUUUAGACUUUAUGCCAACUUAAUAAUUGCAUUUAUUUUUAAAUCUCCUUUUUAAACAGAAUCUUUAUCAGUCUCUUUCUGUUUCUUUUUCCAAGCAACAAUUUUUUUACUUGUACUUUUGCAUUUUUUUUCUCGCCAGAAUUUGGAAAGAACAAUUUCCUCACUGACCACCCCCCCACCCCACACACACACACCAAUAAAAAAAAAAUGUCAUCUUAAUAUAUAUUAUAGUGUGAAUAUGGAAUGUUUUCAGACACCUUUCAAUUUUUCUCUCUUUGUUAUAUUGCAGCUAUUUCCUAUGCUCACCAUGGGAUGUCUUGUCUGGAAGGAAAGCGCUGACAGCAUCAGGAAAGAGAAUUAAAUUAUUGGACUUUUUUUUUUCUUUUUUACAUGUAAUCAAGUGGUGAUUCCCAAACUUUCUCUGCAGAGCCCCUUUUUUGUUCAACAGAAAUUUUUCGCCCACCCCUCCAAAACGGACAAACAUACACAUAUUGUUUUCAGAUUCCAUUGCUGUUUAUCUCACACAUUGUGAUUAAUAUAAACCUCAAAAUGUUUUGAAAAAAUGAAAGUGAACUGCCUUAACCUGGAGGUUGUACUAAGUGUAACUUUUUUCAAGCACCUUAACUGUCUAAUUAUGUGCAGGGUAACAGCAAUUCAUGCAAUUUUUUUCAUUCAUUCAUUCAACCUGUGGUGCCCCCCUCCUCCCUAAAAUUGCUUUGCGCCACCCACAGUGGGCCAUGUCCUACUGUCCCCCUAAGCUCACAAUCACAUCCUUCCAGGUCUCACUGUCAUUGCCCAUGUGAGCACUGAAGUGCCCCGGCAGAACGAUGGAGUCCCUCAGGAGAGCGAUCUCCAGCAGCCCCUCUUAGGACUACAAAAACGGUGGGUCCUCUAAAUUGGUUUUUGGUGCAUAAUCACUAACAACAGUCAGGACACAUCCCUCCACCCAAUGGCGGAGGGAGGCUACAUUCUCGUCCACCAGGGUGGCCAAGCUGUGCGUGGAGAUGAGCUCGACUACAUCUAGUCGAUCUCGAACACCCGGGCCCCAUCCCUCCCGGAGAGGUUAUGUUCCACAUCCCUGGAGCCACAUUCUGUAAUCGGGCAUCGGAUCCCCAAGGUCCUUGCCUGGACCUAACCCUUAUGGCCCCACGGGAAGAAGGACCCACAUUAUCCUUUCGGGUUGUGCUACACGAGCCCCACGCGUGCAGGCCCGGCCACCAGGCAUUCGCCUUCGAGACCCUGGUGUAAAUCUAGAUCCAUUUAUUUGAUUUGUUAUAGGGGGCCAUUUGUCUGGUCCCUUAACUAGGACCUGUUUGCCAUGAGUGACCCUGCCAGGGGCAUAAAGACAACUAAGCGCCAAGGAUCACUGGGGCACACAAAGCCCUCCACCACAAUAAGGUGACUGCACAGGGAGAGGCUGCUCUGCAUUAAAUAUAAAAUGGAUAUUAGUGGGGAACGGGGGUUAUGCAUCUGGUGAGAUACUGCGCCCAAUGCAGAAUUCAUGUCCGCAUUAGUUUUACAACUGAAUUACAGUUCUUUGACAAACACCUUAUAAAUAAAUAAAACCAACAUGGUCUGUAGGGUCCGGUCUUGCUUGAUCACAACUGGGAAUAAUUUAACAUUUUGAACAUGUUUCAGUUUGUCAUUCAUAAAUCACAAAAAAAAUCACUUUCCCAAUUUUCUACUAAAGUCUCGUGGCAAAACUUUUCCCAAUGAGUCGCUGUGAACUGCUCAGUCAGUAACACUGUACCCAACGCUACAUACACACGCGCGCACACAUACAUGCUACACAAACACUGUAUGUAUCAAACCUAGUCUGCAGCCUUGUAUAAGCUUUUAUCCACACACUUUAUUGUGUACAAUUGUAUAAUGGGCAUUCAGAUGACUCUAUAUUUUUCUAUGUAUUUCUAUAUCUAGACACACACAUAUCGAUACAUAAUCAGUGCUUCUUGGUGUGAAGUUAAAUUGUUUUUGUUUUGAUGUCAUUGAUUGUGGUACCAUGCGUCGUCAACUGCGGUUUAAAAAAAAAAUGAAAGGCUUCAGACAAAGUUGGGCCCCCAAAGAGUGGACUGUGCUUGGUGUGCAUGCUUGCACAACUUUCUGACAGUUGUCAAUCAUUAUACAAUUCAAUCUGGAACGAGUUCCCAGCAUUUGCAUGCUCCUUGUUAGGAAAACAGACAUUGCAUCCUGCCAAGUGAGCAAACCAGCAAAUAUCUGUUCUUGUAUUUAUUGGGCACAACUCUUAACAUGCAAGCUUCUUUGU